Penicillium taxi is the source of this 1440-nucleotide messenger RNA. RefSeq names its product FMN-dependent dehydrogenase-domain-containing protein. The transcript is spliced from 5 exons. The record is from RefSeq and is a predicted model, not a curated record. Gene Ontology annotation, molecular function: oxidoreductase activity. NCBI's taxonomy places the organism in Eukaryota, Fungi, Ascomycota, Eurotiomycetes, Eurotiales, Aspergillaceae. The coding region runs from base 1 to 1440 and encodes 479 amino acids.
AUGAGCAAAUCUUUCAAAUUGGCCGAAGUGGCCCAACAUAACAAGCAAGAUAGUUGCUGGGUGAUUCUUCAUGGAAAAGUAUACGACGUCACCAAUAUCCUGGCCAGCCAUCCAGGCGGUGCACAAGUAAUGCUCCGCAGAGGAGGCAAAGAUACAACCGAAGACUUCGAUUCGAUCCACCCACCCGAGGCGAUAGAAGCUCUAAAACUAAACUUAUUAGGCUCCGUUGAAUCAUCGAAGUUAAAAUCGGAUGUCUCGAAGACUGAUCAACGUAAGUCUGCGAUUGACAUAAACAGUCUACUCAAUCUCCAAGAAAUCGAAGAAGCUGCCACGAAGGUGAUUAGCAGGAAGGCAUGGGGAUACUACUUCUCGGCUGCGGACGAUAAGUUUUCUAAAAACUUCAAUACACAGGUCUAUAGAUCGAUAUUACUUCGUCCACGAGUGUUCAUUGACUGUUGCGAAUGUGAUCUGGGGACAGAGGUAUUAGGCUACAAGGUCGGGCUACCCCUCUUCGUCUCGCCAACAGCAAUGGCAAGACUGGGCCAUCCAAGCGGUGAAGCAGGAAUCGCAGAAGCCUGUCGGUCUUUCGAUGCACUUCAAAUCAUCGCCAACAACUCGUCUCUCUCACCAGAACAAAUAGUAGCCAAUGCCUCACCGUCCCAGAUAUUUGGCUGGCAGCUCUACGUGCAACUAGACCGAGGAGCGAGUGAAGCAAUGCUCAAGAGGGUGAACCGCCUCGAUGCAAUCAAAUUUAUCAUUUUAACUCUUGACGCACCGGUAGCAGGAAAAAGAGAAGAUGAUGAACGCAUCAAUUUCCAAUCCAAUCCUAGAGGAAGUACCAGUAUCACCACGCAUCUCUUUGCCGGCACCGACCCAUCAAUCACAUGGACCGAGACUUUGGAGUGGCUAUCUCGGCAAACUCAGAAACCAAUAAUACUCAAAGGUCUCCAGGAUCAUGAGGAUGUUCUGAUGGCAACGCGGUAUACACCUCUUAUUAAGGCUGUCGUGUUGUCGAAUCACGGUGGCAGGUCGCUUGACACUGCGCCUCCAGCUGUUCAUACUCUUCUUGAGAUUCAGAAAUACUGUCCUCAUGUUCUUGAUGUUUUUGAUAUAUGGGUGGAUGGAGGAAUUCGACGGGGUACUGAUGCUGUGAAGGCGUUGUGCUUGGGAGCGAAAGCGGUUGGUAUUGGAAGGCCUGCUCUUUGGGGACUUGGCGCUGCAGGUGUGUCGGGAGUUGAAAGAACAUUGCAAAUUCUCUCGGAUGAGAUGAAGACUUGCAUGCGCCUUCUUGGUGUUAAGACUGUUCGAGAUUUGGGUCCACAAUACGUAAUAUACUCUUUCUCACUUCAACAAUCAGAUUGUGUCAACACAAGAAUGGUAGAGCAGCAGAUCUACAAUGGGCCAGAUCUUUCAGAGAACCCGUUGAGAGGGAAACUAUAG